Molecule: messenger RNA, 2008 nt
Organism: Williopsis jadinii
Lineage: Eukaryota; Fungi; Ascomycota; Saccharomycetes; Phaffomycetales; Wickerhamomycetaceae
Product: heat shock protein 70
Exons: 1
Coding region: 37-1920 (627 amino acids)
Biological process (GO): protein refolding; cellular response to unfolded protein
Cellular component (GO): mitochondrion; cytoplasm
Molecular function (GO): ATP hydrolysis activity; misfolded protein binding; ATP binding
Source: RefSeq, a predicted model, not a curated record
CCCGAGCUGAAGAGAGGAAGAAGCGUUAGCUAAGCAAUGCUGUCACGGUUCAGAAGCCCAUUGCGUACUCUGGCGACGAGUGCACAGCACUCGUCCACUGUGAUUGGAAUCGACCUCGGCACGACGAACUCUGCCGUUGCCGUGAUGAGAGGCUCCGAGCCCACAAUCAUCGAGAACGAGGACGGUGCUCGUACAACGCCGUCGAUAGUUGCGAUAGACAAGUCUGGUGAGGUGAUAGUUGGCGGUGCUGCGAAGAGACAGCUGGUGCUGAACACGGAGAACACGUUCUACGCUACAAAGAGGCUCAUUGGCCGGAAGUUCACGGACAGUGAGAUCAAGUUCGACAUGGCUCAUGUUCCAUACAAGAUUGUUGAGAACGACAACGGGGAUGCGUGGGUAGAAGCGUUUGGCCAGCGUUAUAGUCCGUCACAGAUAGGUGGGUAUGUGUUGAAUAAGAUGAAGGAGAUCGCGGAGGUGGGCCUGGGAGAGAAGAUCAAGAACGCUGUUGUCACGGUGCCUGCCUACUUCAACGACUCUCAGAGACAGGCCACCAAGGACGCGGGACAGAUUGCCGGCCUGAACGUGCUGCGAGUGGUGAACGAGCCUACUGCUGCUGCGCUGGCGUAUGGGCUGGACAAGUCCAACGACGGUAUCGUUGCUGUUUUCGACCUUGGUGGCGGUACUUUUGACAUUUCCAUCCUGGACAUCGAAGACGGAGUCUUUGAAGUCCGUUCGACGAACGGUGAUACCCAUUUGGGAGGCGAGGACUUUGACAUCUUGCUGGUGCAGUACAUUCUGGCGUACUUCAAGGAGAAGAGUGGCAUCGACAUCUCGUCAGACCGUGAAAAGGUUCAAAGAGUCAGAGAGGCAGCAGAGAAGGCCAAAAUCGAGCUAUCACACGUAAAGGAAACCACCGUGGAUAUACCCUUUAUCCAUGAGAAUCACCAUAUAUCUUUCAAACUGACUGAGCAGCAGCUGGACGAGAUGACGUUGCAUCUCAUCAACCGUACCAUCGAGCCCGUCAAGCGUGCGCUGAGGGACGCAGACCUCACCAAAGACGACAUCGAUGAAGUCAUCCUCGUUGGAGGCAUGACGAGAAUGCCCAAGAUCAGAAGCACCGUGCACAGUAUCUUUGGCAAGCCGCCGUCCACGAGCGUGAACCCUGAUGAGGCCGUGGCGCUUGGUGCCGCCAUCCAGGGCGGCGUGCUCUCUGGAGCCAUCAAGGACGUGUUGCUGCUGGACGUCACUCCCUUGACCUUGGGCAUUGAAACCUAUGGCGGUGUCUUCUCGCCGCUGAUUCCACGUAACACGGUUGUUCCUGUGAAGAAGACCGACAUCUACUCCACCGGUGUUGACAACCAAACUGGCGUUGAGAUCCGAGUAUUCCAAGGUGAGAGAGGGCUCGUCCAGGAUAACAAGCUCAUUGGUCACUUCAAGCUGAGUGGCAUCCCUCCAAUGCCAAAGGGAGUGCCGCAGGUGGAAGUGUCGUUCGACAUUGAUGCCGAUGGCAUCAUCAACGUCAGUGCCCGGGAGAAGGUGUCGGGCAAGGAGACGUCGAUAACCGUUGUUGGCAACUCAGGGCUAACAGAAGCUGAGAUCCAACGUAUGGUUGAAGAAGGAGAGAGGUACAAGGAGGAGGACCAGGUCAAGAAGCGCCGUGUCGGCGCAGCAACAGACGUUGGGCUCGUUGUCAGAGAUACAGAGGCUGCCAUCGACUCAUUCCCAGAGUACAUCAAGGAGGAUGAAGGCUACGACGAGAUGAUGAGCAAGAUCCAGGAGGUGAAGUCGCAGGUCCAGCUCGCACGGGACGGAGGCGAGGUCACCGUUGCUGACCUGAAGAGGCUAUCACAAGAACUACAAGCAGCAUCGAUUGAGGUGUUCAAACGUGUGGCUCAGAAGCAGAGGGGCCAACAGCGCUAGCGUGUGUAUGUAAAUAGAGGCUCUUGCCACCCACCACAGUGCUCCUUCUACAGCACUAUGAUAGCAAAAUGAUGACGAUACUCAUAUA